Molecule: messenger RNA, 5677 nt
Organism: Contarinia nasturtii (swede midge)
Lineage: Eukaryota; Metazoa; Arthropoda; Insecta; Diptera; Cecidomyiidae
Product: pleckstrin homology domain-containing family G member 5-like
Exons: 17
Coding region: 42-3821 (1259 amino acids)
Biological process (GO): endothelial cell migration; Rho protein signal transduction
Cellular component (GO): endocytic vesicle; axon; plasma membrane
Molecular function (GO): guanyl-nucleotide exchange factor activity
Source: RefSeq, a predicted model, not a curated record
AUGGCAAUUGAAAUUUAGUUGAAAAUCAAAUGACAUAAAAGAUGCAUCGAACCCAGACCGUAGCUUCGAAAAGUAAAAAAAAAUCUCAAACAUCAUCGUCGAAUAAAACAAAAGUGGCCAAAACAAAAGGUGCAAAAUGUGAAAGUAACGAUAAAAUCAAAUCAAAAAUGAAUUCGAGUGAGAAUGGUAAAUGUUGUGUCAAAUCAACGCCGAUUAAAGUUCAAGGGCAAAUCCAUAACGAUAAUGUGAAUCAUCUAGCAAAUCCCAGUCAAAUUAUGAAUGUUGGCGAUAGAAAACUUGAACGCUCCAACAGUUUUUUUCUCACUCGAAAAUUGUCAAAAAUCUACGAUUCGUUGACAACCAGCAAAGAAAGCAUAAAAGAUAAUAAUGACGGUAAUUCGUCAAAUAAACGUGAUACAAAAACACCAUUUAAAUUUAUACGAAGUGUCAGUUUGGCGGCCAUAUCACUGAAAAAAGAUUACCGAAACAGUAUGCGAAAACCGAAAUUGGAACAAUUGUCAGAAGAGGAUCAUCCAUAUGGUGUUCCAAUUGAGAAAUCAAAGCGAAAAUAUGACAAUAAAAAAUCAAAAACCGCAUCAAUGGACAGCCUGACGAGUCGUACAUCGGAAAAAUCAUUGAUUGCAUCGUUUAAGCGUACAUUCAGUUUGACGCCGUCCCGUCGGAAGGCAACAAAUUCAAAAUGGAGCGCAUCUUUGAUGAGUCUACAACAAAUUGAUGUGAUGAUUAGUUAUGAAGAUUUAAGUUUUAUCGAUUACGAUAAAUUCAACACGUAUGAAGAAAAUCUAAUGAAUAAAAUUAAAUCAUCAAACCAAAUUGACGUUAAUCGAGCGAGAGUUGAACAAUUUCCGGGCGUGAAAAUGCGUCAACGGUCAAAUACGGCAACAACACAUCAAUAUCAUCAACAACAACGACGUCAUAGUACAGUGUAUCAACAAUCAAUUCGAAUCGAUGGUGAAGAUGCAGCCGAUUGGAUAAAUGCCACUUCAAAACGUUGGAGUAAUCCAUGUUUUAGUGCAAAUACAAACGAAUGUAUGCUUUCAUCGAAUGGUGCAAAUGGUAAAGUUCAACCGCCAUCGUGCGGUGUGGAUGAAUGCGAUUUCAUUGCAAGCAACAACUUUGCAAUCGAUUGCAAUACAAACUUCACGAAAGUGGCUCAUUCCGUUGAUGACUUAACGGAAAAAUUAAAUGAGAAAACUGAUUUGUUGCUACACCAAACGCUAAAAUCCAAAAGUCUGACGCAUUUAGAUUCACUAGAACCACAUAAUUUAAUGCAAAACAGCGUUUUUCCAUCACAGCAAACUGAAGUGAACCAUUCGAACUUUUUUCGUAUUUACUUUGAUGUGAAUGCGGUCAGUGAGAAGGAGGAAAUAUUGCCGGCUGUAAAAGGAGCUACACUUGGGCAUGUAUUAAGUGAAUCACUGCUUCGACGAAAUUUAAGCAUUUCACAAUUGGCAAUCCAUGAACUUCCCGGAACAAGUGAUCUCAAAAUUCCAUUAACUCAACUCAACCACGUGAAUGAUAAAACAGACACUGGCCAAUUGGCUGGCAAGUACCUCAUUAUAACAGAACAAGACGGGGUCAAGUUAUAUCAUCCAUCUCUGCAGAAGGUCCCAUCAUUGCAAAGCGAUGGCCCGCGACCGAUGCGACUUUAUUCGUCCGUAUCAGCUGAAGAGGCAACUGAAUCAUCGCAUAUUUUCGAUUCGGUAAAAUCCAAUUUGAUCACAACGAAACCAUCAAAGCCACGCUGGUCAACAUUAUUUGGCCAAAAGAAUCCACAACAAGGUCAAUUAUGCGAAAUAUUAAACAGUUAUGCAAAGAAUGGUGUGCCACAGUCGAAAACAUUUUCAUCGUUUGAACACACGGAUUUAGCAUCAUCACUUCAUUAUAUGAACAACAUACAUGGUUCGUGGAAGGAAUUUGUGAAUGAAUCCAAUAUGAAGGAGCAUGAAAUCAAAAUUCAGUCCGCCAUCUGGGAAUUAGUUUCCACCGAAGUCGAUUACAUACAUGCGCUACAAACCGUUACAGAGCUUUUUUUAUCCUGUUUGGAGGCAAUUCAAUCGCAUAAAAUUUUAACGGACAUCGAUCAAAGCAAACUAUUUUUAAAUAUUCGAGAAAUUUACGAAGUUAAUAUUAAAUUUUGGACACUGUAUUUGUAUCCAAUGGUACAGAAUAGCAUUAAAACGGGAGCCAAAAUGUGCAUCGACUUCUUUCGGCCGGCAUUCGAAAACUUUCCAAAGAUUUUUUCGCCCUAUAAAAUUUACUGCGCUGAACAGAGUACAUGUCAAUAUUAUUGCAGGGAUUUAAAUGGAAGCAAUACACUAUUCACAUCAUAUUUGGCAUGGUGUGAAGCGCAAAAGCUCUGCAAUCGCUUGCGAUUGGCAGAUAUUCUGGUAAGACCUACACAAAGACUGACUAAAUACGGUUUGCUGCUGGGAGCAAUGAGAAAAAAUGUGGUUGACGAAAAUGAUGCUGAAUCCUUGGACUUAAUGAUUCACUGUGUGGAAAGUUUUGUAUUUGGCGUGAAUGUACACUUGACAAUGCGUCAAGAAAACGAAAGGCUAAAGGGUAUAAUGGCGCGUAUUGAAUCAUAUGAUGUUGUGGACACUAAUAAUGAGAACAUGGAGAAGUUAUUGAAACAACAUUGUACGAUGUUUGACCUUUGUGGACCGAUGAUUGGUGUUGCACAACCAAAUGGACGUCAUUUAUUUAUGGAAGGUGAUUUACGGUACAAAGAUAGCACAACUAAGGUUGACGUCCAUUGUUUCCUGCUAACAGAUUUGCUGUUAAUCUGCAAAAAGAAAGGAAUGGGCAAUUUGAAGGUUAUUCGACAGCCAUAUUUUACGGAUAGAUUGAAAAUACAAAUAAAAGACAGCACUUUAUACUUAAUUUAUUUGAACGAAUGGGAUCUGGCCAUAUCCGCAUUUACACUUCACUGCUCCGAUGUAGCGCGGAAUUGGUUCGACGCUUUAACAAAAACAAAACACAUUUAUUCAAGACUGAAACAAAGCUCACCAUUUGAUAGUUACAAUAUUAGAUACAGCACGGAAACUCUAGGCGUCCGAAAGUCACCAUUGAACAGCACAAUGGGAAGUCGACUAUCCAGUCUGAAUAAUAGUCACAGUGGCUCGGUGGAGUUGAACGAUUCGCGUAAUAUUUCAAUGGAUUAUGAAAAGGCAAGCUCAUUAUCAAGUGAUGAAAGUAUGCAAAUGGGUUCAGCCACAGUCGUGCAAGGAGGAUCAAAUGUACCAACAACAUCAAAAAAACUAUUACAAUAUACACCAAGCACAAAAUAUAGAGGCACAACACCGAAUACGUUGCUCAUUCAGCCAUUCGUUCAUUUGGGCCAAAGUUUACCCAAUUUGAAUUUGAAUGUAUCACAAACAUCUGCAAACAAUACGCUGCUUGUGCCUGGUACAUCAUCCGGACAUUCGAAUUUGUUGUCGCCCAGCCAAAGAGGAAUAAGCUACCCACCCCCAUCUCCAACACGAGCGAUCUUACGUCGUGGAUUUGCAUUUUCACAAUCGAUUAAAAAUCCACCGUUGAUAAAGUCUCGAAACAUUCAAUCUCAAUGCAGUGUAACGGCAAACGUACCGAUUCCAUUAAUUGGCACGGGUGGAUGUGGUGGUAAAACACCCGAAACCACUGCUCAAAUCAAAGAUACAUCGAAGUUACAAUAUCAUCAUACAUCGAUAACGGGUCCAACAAAACAUACACAAGUACAACAAAAACUGAGCAAUGAAUCAAUCGAUUUAACGUAUUCAAAUCAAAACCAACAAUCGAAAAAUGAGCAUAUUGUUUGACCAAUGACUAAAUUAAACUUACACAACAUCAACAACAGCAACAAUAGCAGCAGAUACAACAAUUCUAACGGCAGACAAAACCAAAUAAGAAAUCGUAUUUUUAAUUAUAUUAAGAGAUUAUGUCUUAUUACAUUAUUUAUUGUUUUUGAGAUUGUGAUUCUAGUAUUAUGAUAAAUAAUCCAGCUACAUAGAAUCCUGUUUGUGUGGAAUUUUCAUCGGAGUAACAAGUCGUACGGCCUGCCGCUUUCAACUUCGUAAGUGUUUGAAAAAGGAAGAAAUGCGAAAAAAGAGAGCAACAAAUGCGGUCUAAUCAACGCACAUAUAAAGCGCAAGCAAAUUUAUCUUUAAUAAAGACUUUUUGGCAAAAAGUUUUUGCAUUGCAAGCGCCAAAUUGUGGAUUUGAACGUGCUUUUCGAAUUUUUUUUCUCUUCGCACUUCAUUGUAUAAAUUGCUGAAAUGCGCAUAGCAGCAAAAAUAAAAGCUUAUGAACCAGACAACCUCGGUACGGUUGAGUUAUUAUCGUUAAAGGCAUUACACAAUUUCGAUUCAACGCAUGAUAUUACAAUGUUUUAAUGAGCAACGAAGAUGAAAGCAUUUUCAACCAAAAAUGUUCUUCCCAUGUAAGUUGAGUGCUUUUGUCACACUAUCGAUUAGAAAAUACACAUUAAAAAAAAAUAGAAGAAAGUAGCAUAAAGACAGUAAAUAAAACAUUUUAAUUGUUUGAAUGAACAUCAGAGUUGCGUAUUUUACACUGGAGGUGCGCGCACAUAGUAGACUUCGCACACACAUUUACAUAGAAGUUUCGCAGUUGUCGAAAAAUUCAAAACUGAUAUUUGAAAUGUCAAAUUUCUAUAUAAACAGUUUGUGAGUGCGAUGUCUACUAUGUGCACGCACCACCAGUGUGAAAAACGCAACUCUGAUGAGCAUUUUUAAUGGAAAAUGAAAUAAUACAAAAUAAUAAUUUACAAAAAAAACACGAUUUAAACAAAAAAGUGUAAAAGAAAAAUGGAGGGAAAUUCUUCGAUUCAAUACUUAAGAUUACUUUACUUGUUCAAACAUAAGUGUACAUUUCAAGCAGACACAUUGUGUUUAAUACAAUACUUAUUGUUUAAGAAUUUAAAAUAAUUUCAAUGUAGACUUUAGAUGGUGAUAACAAAAUUCAUUGACAAUGACUACUCUCGAGUAUUUUAAAUAAAAAAAAAGUAUCUACUUAGUAAAACAAUGGCUCUAAUAGUAAAAUGGAAUUAAUAUUGAACAUCACUACCAUUAGUUAAAAGAUAAAAAGGCAUAUAUAUAUAUACUAAAAACACACUAAGAUAAAAAUUAACGUAGACAAUAGUGUGUCGUUUAUUUAUAUAGUCAGUGGAAAUGAUUAUGGAUAAAAUGAAGAUAAAUGAGGAUUUCCUUAAUUUUUGUUGUCGUCAUUAAAUGUUAUCAUUUUGGCUUGUUUGCUUUUCUGCAGAUCAAACGCAUACGUCGUGUAUGAUAUGAAAUUGAAACAAAAAUAUGAUUUAUUUUUGUCUAUUUCUGAUUUGCAUGGAAACAAAUUUUGCUAUAUUACAUUUUGUAUUCAUAAAAAAAGAAAUGUUUUAUUUUUGUUUCAUCAAAUGCACAGAGGAAAAACGUUCACAUUUUUGACACAAGCGUUUUUUCUGUCAGAAAUCUAGCAUUUCUCUCAUGAACUUAUAACCAAUUAUUGCAUCCAUAUCAUGAGUGCCUGUGCUAUUUACAUUGUCAGUGAGAAUCACACUCGAGAAUGCGCCACCUAGAAACGUUGUCGUUUUUAUGAAUAUUGUUGCACAUUUGAAUGUUAUUCAUCUCAAAAACUUUUCUGAUUUGAGAUCAAUCGAUUGAAA